GACAGAUGAACAGAAUAAUGGAUCUAUGAACCCAAGCCAGAAUUUCACAGCGAUACCAAUCGCACAGGCUUUCAACUACAAUCUGAGCAAACAAGGACAUUUAGGAAAAAGACCUUGGAAUGCAUUCAGCCAUCAUAGUCCAGUUAAUGUCUCCGUUCACAGAAUUCCUUGCAUUCUCUUCUGGGCCAAAAGAAUAACAAUUAAAUUUAAGAAUCAGACCUGAAUGGACCUUACAGAUGAAACACUUGGCCAGAAGGGCACAGUGGACUCUGGCAACUCAAAUUGCAGUGAAGAAACUGCCACGCUGUCUCUCAAGUUUGGUGAUGGUGAAAAUUCUGAAGGUCUCUAUGUAAGAUUUGUCCUCACCAAUAACAAGUUGUCAGUCCAGAGCUGGUUUAGUUUACACCGAGUUGAGAUUAUCUUCAAUAACUCAGUCCAAGCAACUUUUAAUGCAACUGGCAUGUAUGCUCCGUCACGUUACUCCUACUACUGCCAGCACGUCAGCAACCUACAGCGGUAUGAUGCCCUCUUGUUGCCCAGAGACCCGGAUGGUAUCCCAAGCCUGUGGGAGGUCACUUUCAUUGAUUUCCAGAUCCAAGGCUUUUCCAUCAAAGGGGAAGAGUUUUCCAAGGCCCGAGAUUGCGCCUCUUCAUUUUCACCAGCCAUUCUGAUUGGCCUGGUGAUGUCCCUGAUUCUGCUGCUGGUGUUAGCCUCUGCCCUGCAUACGCUCAUCUACCUGUGGGAUCUUGACCAGCACUACGAUUUCAUUGCCUCUCCUGCCCACUUCCCGCAGUUGAAAGUUCGAGUUGUAGCAGAAGAGAAGGAACUGCUGAGGAGCCAGGGAGUUGAACACUAUGAACUGAGAAGCCAACAGAUCUGUAAAAUUUAUGUUUAAUGGCACAUGCCUCUCUCUCCUUCCCAGCAUCCACAGUGGGCUCUGACUUGAGUUGUUUCUGUUGUUCUGUGUGGUUUAACUUGUGCAUUGAAUGUUUUCCCUAAAUGACUUGAUUUAACAGAAACAACAACAAAAAUGCAUAAUGAAUUGCUUUUGAAGCAUCCUUUGGCUUAUUUAGAUUGAUUGGGUCAAUGGAAAAGGCA
This is a messenger RNA of Loxodonta africana (African savanna elephant), 1098 nucleotides long. Its product is annotated as V-type proton ATPase subunit S1-like protein. The transcript is spliced from 5 exons. The record is from RefSeq and is a predicted model, not a curated record. Lineage: Eukaryota; Metazoa; Chordata; Mammalia; Proboscidea; Elephantidae.